Molecule: messenger RNA, 3195 nt
Organism: Entrophospora sp. SA101
Lineage: Eukaryota; Fungi; Glomeromycota; Glomeromycetes; Entrophosporales; Entrophosporaceae
Source: the annotation of a GenBank genome assembly
AUGCAAUUGGCUACUCAAAUUCAUACAUCCUUGAGCCCAUCACCAAAAAUUGGUUCUAAAGUACAAACCAAAACAAAAAAGACAAUGUCUCCAAGCGAAGUAUCUGUAAACGUCAUGGCGUCUUCAUCAUCACAUAAAAAAGGUGGUAAUAGUCUUUCAAAAAAGUCAAGCUCAAAGUCACUCAGAAGUACCAAUAAUAACGAAACAUUGUCUAUAUUUAAAGAUUUACAACAAGUAGAAAGUGAACUUGACACUCAUACAAAUCAACUAAUUGGUAGAAUGAAAAAGUUAUUCGAUGUCCCUGGUGAAAAUAAUACUACUAAAAAUAACGUUGAUGUUAAUAUUAGCACAAUAUCAAAUGACUCUUCCUCAUCAAGUUAUAAUAACAAUCUUGGUGAAAAACUAAAACGUUCUCCGUCAGCGUCUAAACGUUCUUCCGCAUUGACUCCUACCACCACUUCUAAACCUUUAUUAAAUCGUCGUAUAAGUGCACAAGAUUCUGCCAAAUCUUCUCCAAAUUCUUCAUCAUCAAUGAUAAAUGGUGCAAAAUCUGAAGAAAAAUUAAAUUCACCGCCUAAUUCAAAUUCUUCUUCAUCUUCUAAACAUAAGAAAAAAGAUAGUAGUAGCCAUAAUAAUAGUAAAAGAAAACCUUUUGUCGACACUUCUACAUCAACAAAAACUCGUGCAAUGCAACAGUUAGAGGACUUUACUUCAUUCAGAGACUUUAAUAAUGAACCUUCUAGUACUAAAAGAUUAAGCGGUAAUAAUAAUAGAAGUAAAAGUAGCAAUAGUAAUCGUUUAAAAAAAUUUAACAAUGAAAAAUCAGUUGUUGAUAAAAAUAAUUUAAUUAUUAUAGGUUCGUAUGGUGAUGAUAUUAAGUCUGAUAUACAUGGUGAUACUCCUUCUCCUUUACUGCCUGAUACUCAACUUCCACCCCCAAUAUCAUCAGUACCGCCAAGUUUAUUACCGCAACCUAAAUCAUCAAAAGAUUUUGUACCGCCAUUAAUAAUACCGCCAGUACCUUCAUCAAUAAUGAAAGAUUCAACGAACAAUGUUUCUUCUGAUAAAAAAAUUGUAAGUAUAACAGCGCCAAAAGGUGAUUUUGAGGAUAGUAAAACACCACCACCACGUAGUAGUAAAAGAGAUAACAAUAGAAGUACAGAUGGCCAUGCAUCGUCCUCAAAGAAAGCUGUAGGUAGAAAAAGAGGAACGACGUCGGGAACACUAUCUAGUGAUAAGAUUAUCAGACGACAGACACUUCCUGCCAGCCUAGCUGUACCACAACAAUUAGAAGCAUUACAUUUACCGCCGAUGAAUGUACAAGCACUGCCUCCAGUUAAAAUACCGAAAAAUUCUAAUUCUAAACCAUCCCUAUCUUCAAAAACUCCCACAUUGGAACGAAAUUCAAGGAUACCUUCUACACCAACUUCGGCUGUCAGUACCACCUUCUCAACAAAAUUACCAACACCAACAGGUAUCAAACCUAGAGUGAUAAAAAGUGGUAGUGGUAUUCCUCCUUUGUCUCAAAAUAAUCACAACCAUCAUAAAUCAACAAGAGUUGCACCAGUUUCUCCUAAUAAACCAUCAUCACGUGGAUCAUCAUCUGUCGGUGGAAGAAAAAGUUCCGUGUCUCAAAGGAAAACACCAAGUCAACAUAGUUCAUCAUCAUUAUCGAAUUUCAGUAAAGCUUCAACAUCUACCGGCAUUUCAACGACGACAAACAGUGCUCUCAUAGCUCGUAAACAACGUACAAAUUCUCAGCCUGCUCCUAAUAAUAUUAAUCAUUCAUCAAGCCACCUGGGAACCUCACUGCAUAACAGCUCAAAUCAUUUGAAAUCGCCAUCUUCAUUAUCAUCCUUAACCGAUCUAGAAUCUUCCUCUUCAACAACUAGUACACCAUGUGGAUAUAAAACCAUUGAUGAGGAAAUUUUCUUGGCUGUUGGUGAUGAGAAUAGUAAUAGUUUAAAUUACUUGAAUGAUCUUGAACAAGAGAAAAGAAAACUUAGAGCACAAAAGAAAAAAGAGCAACAAGAUGCAAGGUUUGAACUUUCAAUCCCAAUGAAACCACAAGAGGCUUUGAAAACUUAUGCACCAUAUUUGUCGUUGUAUGAGCGUACAGAAAUAAUGGACUUUCCAGAGGUUUACUUUGUUGGCCCAAAUGCUGCCAAAGCGGCUGCUAGUCCUGAAUUGAAGGGAUGUAAUUAUGGUUUUGACGAUGAACGUGGUGAUUAUAAAGUAGUGAUGGGUGAUCAUUUAUGUUUCAGAUUCGAGAUAGUAGAUACUUUAGGCAAAGGUUCCUUUGGCCAGGUGCUGAAGUGUUUAGAUCACAAAACUGGAGAAUAUAUUGCUGUUAAAAUCAUUAGGAAUAAGAAAAGAUUUCAUUGUCAAGCACUUGUUGAAGUUAAUAUACUUGAAAAUUUGACUCGCUGGGACCCAGAUGAUUCUUCUAAUAUUAUUCAUAUGCAUGAGCAUUUUUAUUUCCGAAAUCACUUGUGCAUUGGUUUCGAGUUAUUAAGCAUGAACUUGUAUGAAUUCAUUAAGAAAACUAACUUCCAAGGUUUCAGUUUGGGAUUAAUCAAAAGGUUUUGUGUCCAACUUCUGAAUUCACUUUCAUUACUACAACGACAUCGUAUUGUGCAUUGUGAUUUGAAACCUGAGAACGUAUUACUUAAACAUCCUACAAAAAGCAGUAUUAAAGUAAUUGAUUUUGGUAGUAGUUGCUUCGAUAAUGAAAAGGUUUAUACAUACAUUCAAAGUAGAUUUUAUCGUUCACCCGAAGUAAUUUUGGGUAUGACUUAUAAUAUGGCAAUUGAUAUGUGGAGUUUAGGCUGUAUAUUAGCUGAAUUAUAUACAGGUUAUCCAUUGUUCCCUGGAGAAAAUGAACAAGAACAAUUAGCUUGUAUAAUGGAGGUUCAAGGUGUCCCGUCACUUUAUUUAAUUGAGAAGAGCACCAGGAAAAAAUUAUUUUUUGAUGUAAAUGGAAAUCCUCGUCCAGUUAUUAAUUCAAAAGGAAAGAGAAGAAAACCUUCUUCUAAAAGCUUGGGUCAAGCUUUGAAAUGUAGUGAUGAAGUCUUUUUAGAUUUCAUAUCUCGUUGUUUACAAUGGGAUCCUGAAAAACGUAUGAAACCUGAUGAGGGGCUUAUGCAUGAAUGGAUAACUGAUGUAAAGAUUAAUACUAAGAAUUAUCCAAGGUGA